This is a messenger RNA of Drosophila subpulchrella, 1467 nucleotides long. RefSeq lists its product as uncharacterized. Gene Ontology annotation, molecular function: peptidyl-prolyl cis-trans isomerase activity. Gene Ontology annotation, biological process: protein peptidyl-prolyl isomerization. NCBI's taxonomy places the organism in Eukaryota, Metazoa, Arthropoda, Insecta, Diptera, Drosophilidae. The record is from RefSeq and is a predicted model, not a curated record. Bases 159 to 1316 code for a protein of 385 amino acids. The transcript is spliced from 2 exons.
UCCAUAGACCCAAGCAGUUUGGUGUCUGUGUUUCAGUUUGUUUUACUCAAACACAAACAUUGCCACAAAUUGCUUGAGUACACAAAUUUGCAAGUUAAACUUGAGCGAAAAUCACCAAUACAGUGUACUGCAAUCUCUAAAUAUCUCCAAAAACCAGAAUGACUCAUCGCGGAGUUUCCUUUUCGGAGUUUUUUGUAAAAACCCCAUCUAGUCGGUGCACCGAGCUGAAGGCCCAAAAGGUGGCCAAUGAACUGGUGAUGAAAAACAAAGAGGUGCGGGACAAGUUGUUAAACAAUCGAUUACCCACCUAUUCGGAACUCCGAAAGAUAAUGCGAUCGGCGGGCAGGCAAGCGGACCUAAAUCCGGUCACCUAUAAGAGCAUGAUGGAGAUACGACAGUCACAAAUCGAUCAUAGACGUCUGAAGAGUAUCAAAUCCUCGGGAGACUCUUUUGGUUAUCAGGCUCGCAUCCUCAAUCGCAGUCAGUUGACCAACGAGUUCGGCCAAAAACAGGACAUCUUUCGCAAAAAUCUCGAGCUCCUCGGGCGGAUCAACAAGACCAAUCGACUGAAGGGCUGCAUUGAUAGCUUCAAUCGCCAUUAUCCCGCCCUUCAGCCGAAUCGGAGCAAGAUCCGUGAGCUGGCAGACCGUCUGAGCCAGGAGAACAGGCAACUCGGUUGCCGCCUUUCGCAGGUCAAGUCUAAGGUGGACUCUCACAAUCCUUGGGUGGCGCCCGUCAAGCCCCUUGAGCAGAAGGCCUCUGAACAGACGGUGAAGGCAUUUCUACCCUAUAUGCCAUCGCCCCGGUUGGGAAAACGUACUGCCCAUGUCCUGUUGCGUCCCAUAAUAUAUUUCGAUUUGGCAGUAAGGGAGAACAACCAGUUCUUGGGUCGAUUACUCCUGCAACUCUACACGGAACUCAGUCCGGAGGUGGUGCUGCAAUUUGUGCGAAUGGCCACCCACAACGAUGUAAGAUGCCAUCGGUUUGUGCGAAUAUUUUCGGAUCUUUGGAUGGAGGGAGAACUUGUGCCGCAUGGCAACGAUCCUUUGCGUAACCAUCACAGCGUAAAGUACUCCUUUCUGGAACCCACCAAGUUGACGGGGGUGAUCUCGUAUCCGUGGGACUAUCGCCACCACUUUCCCCAGGGUCUCCUCAGCUACACCAUCAGCUUCAAGCCCUCGGUGGUUCCUUGGCAGCGGGUCAUCUUCGGACGGAUCUGCGGUGGCCUCAGGGUCCUCCAGAACUGCCACGAGUUCAGCACCAAAAAUGGCAAAAUGAAGAAAACCGUGAUUGUCACACGGUGUGGCCUGCUCUAAUGGGAGUCCAUACGUACAUCGCCCGGCUCAUUAUGCACCUGCAUUAACAUAAGCCAAAAAAUUGGGGUUGGAGUGGCAAAAUUGUAGCACACCUUUGUGGCCCAAUGCAGCAGAAUGUUUUUUCUCCAACAAAAUGCAAAUAAAAUUGUGA